ACGAAGUCCGCUUCUCUGCUCAUUUGUGUUAUUUCACCCCUUUCAUUUGUAUGCAUGAAAUCAAAUCCUUUUUCUUUCAUCUUUCACUACCCCCAAAUCCAGCUUUCUCUUUGGUUAAUUUGUCAUUUCCUUCAGUCUUCUUUAGAUUCAUACUUCCAUAAUCUCUCAAACUAAUCUGCACUGCACUAUCCAUUGAUUAUUUAGCUUUUGUUCCUUGUCAAUCCACUUGUAUUCUCUGUAGCUUUGUUUUAUCAUCUAAAUAUUUCUCAAAACCUUUUUUAAAAAAGAGAGAGAGAUCUGUCAAAAAAGAGAGAGAGGGAGAGAGAAUUAGAAAGAACAGAGUAGCAUUCUUUGUUCAUUUGUCCAGUUGUUGAUCAAUAUUUCACCACAAAUCACAACAUGUUUGUGCACAAGGACCAGUCCAAUGUCAUCAAGAUGCUGAGGAAACAAAUUGCUGACUUGGAGGACGAGAAAGAGAGUGUGAAGCGCUAUACUGAAGAUUUUUACGGUGGCAGAACCGAGGCGCUCCAGAAUUGGUUGGAGAAAACAUCAAAUCUCAUUCACACAGCACACUAUUUGGCAGAAGAUGUUGGGAACCGUGGGAAGUCUCCUUUCCAACUUAGAAAGAAGGCCGAGCAGAUAUGCAAGGAUAUUGCUGGACAUGUUCAAAAAGCUCGUGGAUUCUCCAACAUCCCACUAUCCUAUCGACAACAGAAAGUGCUUGCUGAUCGUUUUGAGGACUUUGGAUCUAGAAGUGAUGUUUUGAAGGGCAUCAUGGAGGCACUACGAAGUCCUUUCAUCAACAAGAUAGGAGUGUGCGGGAAGCCUGGUGUGGGGAAGACAAUGAUGGUUAGAGAAGUUAAAAGAAGAGCUGAGCAAGAGGGGUUGUUUGAUGCAGUUCUAAUGGCAACUGUAGGUAGGAAUCCAGACUUAGCCAGAAUUGAAGAUGAAAUUGCACGUGUUUCUAAUGAACAAACAGGGCUGAUAGAAAAGGUCCUCGUGAUUUUGGACGACUUAUGGGAGCCAGGAUUAUCUUUGGAGUUGCUUGGAAUAAAUGGGAAGGAAGAAGACAAUGUUAUAUCUUACAAACUUUUGCUGACCUCUAGAGAUAGAGAUGUUGUAUCUCUUCUAUCUGAAACACAAUUUAAAAUUGACAUAUUAACCCAGGUAGAAGCAUGGAAUCUGUUUAAGAAGAUAGCUGGUGAUCCAGAUAAAAGUCGUGGUUUGCCGUUUUAUGCAAACGAGAUUACCAAGAAGUGUGAGGAAUUGCCCAUUGCUGUUGCAACACUCGCAAAUGCCUUGAGAAGAAGGAAAUUUAUUGAGUGGAAGACAACUUUACGAAAGCUACAAACCCUGCCGAAUUCAAGUCAGAUACCACAAAGCCUGUGUUCAGCCAUCGAGUUGCAUUACAGUGGUUUGAAAAGCAACGAACUCCAACAAAUUUUCUUGCUUUGCAGUCUACUGGGUCAGAAUGCAACCAUUCAAAACUUGUUGAAAUAUGGCAUAGGCUUGGGCUUAUUCCCAGGAGUCAAAUCUGUAGAGGAAGCACGAGCUCAAGUGCUAAAUUUGGUGACUAAACUCAAAGAUUCUUCUUUGUUGCUGGAUAGUGGUAGUAGUUUGAACUUCGAUAUGCACGAUCUUGUUCGAGAUUUUGCCACAUCGACUGUCUCUAAGGAGUAUGGCGUGUUGGCUUUAACAGAAGACGCACCAAUCAACUGGUUGUGUUUUCAAACUUAGAGGAAUUGCAAUUGUUCUCAAUUAUGGUUGAUAAUACCAUAUGGUACAAUUCAAUGACAUUUUGUAUCGAGAAACUGACAAAGUUGAUCAUUCAUGGCUGUGACAAUUUGGAAUACCUAUUCCCAUCUUCUAUAGCAAUAGGAUUGUUGAAGCUUAGACACUUGCAAGUAAAGAAAUGCCAAAGGAUGAGACAGAUUAUUGUGGCUAAUGGUGAUGAAGAAAAUGAAAUUUUGAUUUUUCCUCAAUUGACUUUUCUGGUGAUAGAGGACCUUCAAAACCUUGUUAGCUUCUGCGCAAGAAAUUAUACUAUAGAAUUCUCAUCCUUAAAACAAAUACGAAUAUUGAACUGCAUAAAUUUUGGGAGAUUCAUUAAAUUUUUUGCAAGUACAAAUGUCACAUACGACACACCAUCACCCUUGGAGGAAAAGGUAAUUAUUUCUUCAAUUCAGUUGCAUUUUACCUUUAAUUUUAGGAGCUAUAAUUGUUCUAAUCCUUUUGCUCUUAUUGUCAUGAUGUGUAGGCUAUUUUCCCCAACUUUACUAGCACCCACUUAGAGGAACUUGGAACCAAUUAAUUUUAGCAAUUGUU
Rubroshorea leprosula is the source of this 2325-nucleotide messenger RNA. Lineage: Eukaryota; Viridiplantae; Streptophyta; Magnoliopsida; Malvales; Dipterocarpaceae. The record is from the annotation of a GenBank genome assembly.